Lathyrus oleraceus (garden pea) is the source of this 713-nucleotide messenger RNA. RefSeq names its product sulfiredoxin, chloroplastic/mitochondrial. The transcript has 4 exons. The record is from RefSeq and is a predicted model, not a curated record. Gene Ontology annotation, biological process: cellular response to oxidative stress. NCBI's taxonomy places the organism in Eukaryota, Viridiplantae, Streptophyta, Magnoliopsida, Fabales, Fabaceae. Gene Ontology annotation, cellular component: cytoplasm. Gene Ontology annotation, molecular function: sulfiredoxin activity. The coding region runs from base 80 to 460 and encodes 126 amino acids.
AAAUGUUUUCUUUUUUUUGUCUAUAAAUAAAUAAACCACACGACUUAAAAAAAUUAGUGCAAAGAAGAAUAAGAAAAAAAUGGCAAAUUUUGUUUUGCAGGUUCCAAUUCCUUUGAGGAGUUUUCAUGUGUCUGCUUCAUCCAACUCCAACGGGGCUGUUUCUGGAAGCAGUUCUUCUGAUAAGGGUGUGGGUCCAGUGAUAAUUGAGCUUCCUUUAGAUAAGAUAAGAAGACCUUUGAUGAGGACUAGAUCAAAUGAUCAAACCAAAGUUCAAGAACUGAUGGAUAGUAUUACUCAGAUUGGUCUUCAAGUGCCUAUCGAUGUGCUCGAGGUGGAUGGAAACUAUUAUGGUUUCUCCGGCUGUCACCGGUAUGAGGCUCACCAACGACUUGGACUCCCUACCAUACGCUGUAAAAUUCGGCGUGGUACAAAAGAGACUCUAAGGCAUCAUAUGCGCUAAAAUGUAUGAUCAUUUUAUAUCAUUCAGAUUUGGUACAUGCCAAUUACAAUUAGUGGUUCUAUUCCAUGUAAUGACAGGAGUCUCUGUUGCUUCCCAAGGCAUAAUAGUGAUCCCUGUUUGAUCAUAUUAUAGAUGAUACAUCGUGUGUGUAUGUAUACAUAUAUGAAGAUGCAAAUGUUUCUUGUUGAUGAUGAUCAAUAGUACACUCCAUUGUUACUACUAAAAGAAUGCAUUUUGUAAUCGAAUUUCUCUU